UGGACGUCGAAACCACCUCUUCCCUCUACCCAUCCUCCGAAGCCGUUGUCCACAAUGUCCGCCGAAAGUCCUGGCCACAAGCCAGGUAUCCGGUCAUUCUUCUCCAAUGCCUUGCGAUCGAAGAAAUCGCGCCAAACCCUCCGCAAGAAUAGCCUGAGCCGUUCGAUGACCGACCUGCGGCAAGCCGCGCAACCCAGCGCUGAUGAGCCCCCGCCGCCAAUGCCCGACUUGGCACCUUUGCAGGCCCACCGGCUGAAGUAUAUGCAAGCACAUGCACAGCUGGACUCGCAAUUGGGCGAGCGUCUCGACUAUACGGCCAUGAUACACUCGCUGGGACUGUUAGAGCUGGAUGAGAGCUAUGGGCCGGCGCAGAUUGGCAAUGAACGUCGCGAGCCCGGGGAAGGGGAUAUUGCAAAAUUGCCUUCAGGGGCAUGGAGGUAUAUCGCGACUUUCUUGAAUCCAGCUGAUGCAGCGAGCCUGGCGUUCGCAAGCACCACGCUAUUCCGUCGACUUGGGACGCGGCCGUUUAGGGAAUUGGCAAGGCCGGAGAACUCGGACCACCGUCUCAAUUUCCUCAUUGGACUUGACCAGUCCCUACCUCAUCACCUACUAUGCUUCCCAUGCGAGCGAUACCACCGCCGAAUGCAAGAAGGCCAAGAGCGCCUCAAACCAGCCCACGUCAUCAAUCCACUCUUCAAUUGUCCCAACGCACAAAACCCGCUCAAUCCGCAACCAAAAAGCCGCAUCACCCAUGGCCGCAUGAUGCCCUUCUCCUUCGUCCAACUCACUAUGCGUGCAUAUCGCUUCGGCCCUCGAUACGGUAUCCAGCCCGAAGACCUGGGCCGCCGCUGGCACCGCGACGACUGGUCCUUUACAUCACGCUUCUAUAUCCACGAAGGCCGACUACUCAUGCGCGUUGCUAGCCAAACCUUCGCCGCACCAGCCCUUACACCCUCCGCCCAACGCCUCCUCCUCUACUCGCGCGAAGACUACUGGCCCUACUUCUCUGCGUGUGCGCACUGGCGCGACGGCGAGCUGAUGCCUGCCUGCAAAUGCGCGCUCGAGCACAUCCCCAAACCCCGCGACAACGCUGGGCUCCAGGGCCUCGAACACAAAGUCAAAGACCGAUUGCAUGGCAACCGGUUCGACCCUAACGCACUGACCUUACUAUGCGGAUUCUGUCGACCCAUGCGUCGCUGCCCCGAAUGUCCCUCCGAAUACCUGAUCGAGGUAAAACUCACCGAGGACAAAAGUGACCCUCACCAAAUGGCUUUCAGGCAGGCGAUCGUCGUAACCCGCUGGACGGAUCUGGGUGAUGGUACCUCACCGGCUGGACUGGAAUGGGGUGCCAUCAAUGGGAAGAGGGAUGAUUAUGAUUCCUUUGCCCAUGCGCAUUAUGCGAAGCGCGGCAUUGCGAGUAUCUUUGAGGCGGCAUUCACGGCGGAUACGUUGCCUGGGCAGAGGGUUAUUUCGAUGAAUCCGAAGAACGAGAAGAAAGGGGAGCGUGGGCAUGGUUGGUAUUAAUCUGUUGGUGCCUUGGUUUGGUGCUUGUUGUAGGUUCUAUGUACGAUAUUUCAAGAUCUUGGUGGUUUUAUUUUUUUCUCGAUGCGGUGCGGCGUUUGGUCGAUUCAACCCAGAUUGGAAUGACUGCUUAUGGUGACAUGGGCCUCAGAGGUGGGAGAAUUCUGGUGAUAUUACGAAAACAUGCAGGCAUGAAAAAGAUUGAGAAUCUGGCGCAAAUUAGAUGGGGCUAGCGGUUUUCUUUUCUUUUCUUUUUUUUUUUUUUCAAUGGUGAUAGGUCUAGGUAUAAGAAAAAAG
This is a messenger RNA of Penicillium brasilianum, 1818 nucleotides long. Lineage: Eukaryota; Fungi; Ascomycota; Eurotiomycetes; Eurotiales; Aspergillaceae. The record is from the annotation of a GenBank genome assembly.